AGUCGACCCGUAACUCUUACCCGGAGUGGAAGCACCGCUCCGAUUGAUUCGGCCAAUAUAAUAUACCUAUAAUAUACCAUUAUUGUUAAUUACAUCAACGGAAAAACAUAUUCCAAUCCAGUGCAUUGAUGGGUUUAUCUUUUUGAGUUCUUCUUCUAUAGCAACUUGAAUCAAUUCAAGUUUGAAAAGGGGUGCGGCAAUUGCCAGGAGAGAGGGACAUCCUGGUGACGGCGACGAUGAUGAGUGCCGUCGGUGGUGAUGAACGAUUGACCGAAUAUUAUGAGCCGAUUUUCUUGUUGUUGCUUGGCAACAACAGUUCGCGCAACGACAGCAGCAGCAGCAGCAGCGGCGGAGGCGGAGGCAACAACACGACGGAAGAAGAUUACGACUACGACAUCGACUCGUCGUUCGACAAUUACGACUGGGCCGAAUUGAUUCCCGCCGUCGUCGUCUACUCAUUCGUCCUCCUCUUUGGCAUCUCGGGAAACGGGCUGAUCAUAUUUACCAUCGCCCGAUAUCGAAGACUCAAAACCAUCACCAACAUCUUCUUGGCCAGCCUAGCCUCGGCCGACCUGCUACUCGUCAUUAUCUGCGUUCCUGUUAAUGUAGCCAAACUCUUUUCUUUCGCUUGGACGUUCGGCGUGUUCCUCUGCAAGUUCGUUCACUACAUGCAAAACGUGUCGGCCAUCUGCUCCGUCCUGACUCUCACAGCCAUGAGCAUCGAACGGUAUUACGCCAUCGUUCACCCUAUGCGUGCCCAGUACCUGUGUACCCUGAGCCAGGCACGGAAAGUCAUCACGGCUACGUGGAUCACCAGUUUCGCCCUGGCCACGCCAACGCUCUGGAUUCAAGUCCAUUUGCCGGUGGGAGUGCGUAAGCCGGCUUUCUGGUGCGUCCGUGACUGGGACAGUCCAAUCAGCUGGCAGAUCUACGAGCUCUACAUGCUCGUCCUGGUUCUGGUCCUGCCCUUGUCCAUCAUGGCCGGCACUUACGGAGCCAUCGGCCGCGAAGUCUGGCGUGUCACUUACCUCCGUUCGUCCAUGACCAAUGACCCGAAUACCGAAGUAGUUCCAGCGGCGAUGCUGACGGAAAAUGUGGCCACCGCCACGGCCAUCAGCACGACGACGACGGCCAUCAGCAGCGGCGAAGUUCCGGCCGAUCUGCCCGACGUCGUUGGCCCAGAAGCCUGUCAAAUGUUAAACGAAGUCGUUAACAAGAGAGAAGCGAGUAGUAGUGCCAGGGGAUUGCCAACGACCCGGCGGACGGCGGGAGUCGGCGUGCAGCAGAAUAAAGAGGCGGCAACAACAGCCGUAGCAGCAGCAGGAACAGGAGGAGCUGCUGGCGGUAAGAAGAAUUCCGUCAAAAUAAGCAACACCAUCAUCAGGAGGAAUAAGCGACGCAGCAGUAGCAAUCAUGCUAAUAGUAGCCGAUCCCCUCCGGCCUCGCAACGUGCUCAAGCCGAUCACAAGACGGCCCGUCAAGUUGUCAAAAUGCUGGUGGCCGUCGUCAUCUUGUUCGCCGUCUGCUGGUCGCCGUACCUCAUUGACAACGUCCUGACCAGUUUCGCUCUCCUGCCCAACACGAGAACCGGACCGAUGAAACACAUGAAAAUGGCAUUCCACUUGCUGUCGUACAUCAACAGCUGCUGCAACCCACUCGUCUACGGGUUCAUGUCUAAGAACUUCCGGCGAGGAUUCAAGGCGGCCUUGAGGCUGCGAUCCAAGAGCUGCAUCCCGUACUUUUGCUACUGCUGCACCAGUUGCUGCUGCUGUCAUCGCAAUCCGAGACGUACGACUGAUGCUCAACUUUUUGUGCGCUGGGGGGGUUGGUGGUGGUGGUGCAAGGGCGGAGGCGUUUAUUGUUUCUCCGAAUCAGGCGGCCUAUUAAAAUUAAUGACAGGUGUUUUAUUUGUGCUGACGAUGAUGGGCGUGUGCCUCAGGAACGUCAGGCAGCGCUCCGUCUACAAGUUUUCACACGUUUCCAACAAUUCACGCCUCACCACCCAAAUCCGACUGCAAGAUCCCGGGUACGUCCGGAGUAGCACGGUGGGUCAUUCAUCAAUAGAGGCCGCGUCGGCUAUCUGAGCAUUCAGAUGUCGUCAUCAUUAGCUCAUAUAUUACUGCUAUGUCCGGCCAACUUAUCCAUCAAUUGUCGCCCAUCAGGAGCCUCGCUCUUCUAAAAAAAUUGCUUCUUUCGUUUCCGUUUGACGCAAACGUCGGCUGCUAUAUAACUGCCCUACUUUAUUUUUUUAAAUAUUUCGACAGAUUUGGGUUGUUUUCCAACUGAAAACUCGUUUCGAGCGACAGCUGUUGAAUCCAUUUUUACGCAUAUAUUUUUUUCCCCUUUUCUCCUUUCUUGUCCGUUACGUCGAAUCAAAUUUCUCUUUUUUAAGAAAAUAAUUUUUUUGAAUUGAAAAAAAAUAGAAGGUGAAAUGGAUCGUCAAAAAAUAUAUUUAAACAAAAAUGGCAAAAUCAAGAAAAGUUUUAUUUUAAAAAAAAAAAGAAAAAACCUUUCUAUAUAGCUCAAGCGUCUCUCUCCGCUGCUGGUCGAUUGCCAAGCUCAAAUGACAUGUAGGACGAUAUAUAAAAUAUGACGUGUGGGAAUUUGAUAAUAUUCGGUAUGUAUAAAACGGGCGAACGAUAAGGUAGCACAACAGCAAUUGCGCUGGAGUCUAAUUCAAAAAAACACGUUUACAUUACGUAAUUUGCUGUAUUAUUUACACGUCUAUUCUUUUAUUGACGAAUCGAUAUUAUUUCGCCGUCGUCUAUUUGUUGCAUGUUUCAGUUUUCGCUAUUAAAAUGAAUGUCAUUUUUUAAAAAAUGAAAAAUUUGUAUAGACAUUUUUGUAUUUACAUACUUUGCGUUAUUCCAGCCAUGUGUAUAAUAAUAGCCGACAUAUAUAUACAUACGUAUAGCCUGAGAGUCAAUCGGUAGGCUAUGGAUCAAUAUUAUAUUGCUAUAAAUCUUUAUUAUAUUACAUACAUUAUAUUAAAUCCAGCACUCCCACAUGUGUAUAGUUUUCUCCGCACUCGUUUAUUAUUAUGCACAGUGGCUGUGUUGUUUGUAUAUAUACAUCAAAGUCCUGUUAGCUUUCAAUUCUCUUUCAUCAGUUCUCUCUCUUUCUCUCUUGUGUUUUUGUUUAUGAUUUAUUCAUCUCCUUUAUUUUACCCCCAUUGGUUUUUCCGUCUUCCAUUACAUAUAGCAAACGGAGGAAAGAGCAUAGCUCAUUUGUGUACAUCCUACACCAUUUUCCUUAUUUUAUUCAAAUCAAGCGCGUCUAUCCAUUUCGCCCAACUGACGAUUGACUAUUGACAGAGACCCUCUAUUCGCUCUUCAGUGUUUCUAUAUUCGAUGUGAUAACAUUUAUUCAAACAAACAAUAAAUGACAAAAUUAAUUGCA
This is a messenger RNA of Daphnia pulex (common water flea), 3399 nucleotides long. Its product is annotated as orexin receptor type 2-like. NCBI's taxonomy places the organism in Eukaryota, Metazoa, Arthropoda, Branchiopoda, Diplostraca, Daphniidae. Gene Ontology annotation, biological process: G protein-coupled receptor signaling pathway. The record is from RefSeq and is a predicted model, not a curated record. The coding region runs from base 237 to 2084 and encodes 615 amino acids. Gene Ontology annotation, cellular component: membrane. Gene Ontology annotation, molecular function: peptide binding; neuropeptide Y receptor activity. The transcript is spliced from 12 exons.